AGUGAUCUAGGGAUUGUAUGAGAGCAUGUUGACUUAAUUCAUAGGACUGAGGUGAAGUGGACAUAGCCUUGCAGCGAUGGUCAUACAUGACUGAUCUAGCACACCACAGUCCUUUGACAACUGCAUUGAGGAAUUUCAGCGAUGAGCCUCUUGAGAACGAGAAUGACAUCAAAGUUCAAAUUUAUAAAGAAGGAAACCUGCUAAAUCCUUCUCAACUAAAGAAGGACUAUGAGGAUUGGAUAGUUCAGAUGCAUAGUCAAUAUGAUGAUGAUGAUGAAGCUGACUGUGGUGAAGCCCAACCUGUCUUUGUUGUAAGUCCUGCAAACAAAAAGGAACUUCGUAUAUCAUCUGAAGUUGCAAGGGUCCAUAAAUCUGUAACAAGGAAUGGAAGGACCUGGAAGUGUGGUCAGAGAAUUAAACUUCUUAAGGGAGCAUGUGCUGGGGUUCAGAAGAACAAUGUUUAUGCGACAAUUGAAUACUUUUUGCUUGAAGGUCUCCAAGGUGAAUCUGGUGGUGAGGCUGAAAUUUUAUGCAGGUGUGAUUUCUUGUGCAUAUUCUGCUCAAUUUAUCCUUUCAAGUCUGUCCGAUGAAAAGGGGUGCAUCCUUUCAGUCAAUGAGGGAGAUACUAAUUUGGAUAUGGGCGAAUCCUUGUCUGUACCAUUCAGUGUGGUUGACGCC
Molecule: messenger RNA, 678 nt
Organism: Rosa rugosa (rugosa rose)
Lineage: Eukaryota; Viridiplantae; Streptophyta; Magnoliopsida; Rosales; Rosaceae
Product: structural maintenance of chromosomes flexible hinge domain-containing protein GMI1-like
Exons: 5
Coding region: 87-590 (167 amino acids)
Source: RefSeq, a predicted model, not a curated record